Molecule: messenger RNA, 1155 nt
Organism: Eptesicus fuscus (big brown bat)
Lineage: Eukaryota; Metazoa; Chordata; Mammalia; Chiroptera; Vespertilionidae
Gene: APLNR
Product: apelin receptor
Exons: 1
Coding region: 1-1155 (384 amino acids)
Biological process (GO): immune response; G protein-coupled receptor signaling pathway
Cellular component (GO): membrane
Molecular function (GO): G protein-coupled receptor activity
Source: RefSeq, a predicted model, not a curated record
AUGGAGGAAAGUAACGAAUUCGACAACGACUAUGGGGCGGACAACCUGUCUGGGUGUGAGUACACGGACUGGAAGUCCUCGGGGGCCCUCAUCCCUGCCAUCUACCUGCUGGUCUUCCUCCUGGGCACCACGGGCAACGGCCUGGUGCUCUGGACCGUGUUCCGGAGCAGCCGGGAGAAGAGGCGCUCCGCUGACAUCUUCAUCUCCAGCCUGGCGGUGGCCGACCUGACGUUCGUGGUGACCCUGCCGCUGUGGGCCACCUACACGUACCGGGAAUACGACUGGCCCUUCGGCACCUUUGCCUGUAAGCUCAGCAGCUAUGUCAUCUUCGUCAACAUGUACGCCAGCGUCUUCUGCCUCACCGGCCUCAGCUUCGACCGCUACCUGGCCAUCGUGAGGCCGGUGGCCAACGCCCGGCUGCGGCUGCGGGUCAGCGGGGCGGCGGCCACGGCGGCGCUGUGGGUGCUGGCCGCGCUCCUGGCCACGCCGGCCAUGGUGUUACGGGCCACGGUCGAGGUGCCUUCUGGCCCGGACAAUGUCACGAAGGUGCAGUGCUACAUGGACUACUCCAUGGUGGCCACCGUCAGCUCGGAGUGGGCCUGGGAGCUGGGCCUGGGGGUCACGUCCACGGCGCUGGGCUUCGUGGUGCCCUUCACCGUCAUGCUGACCUGCUACUUCUUCAUCGCGCAGACCAUCGCGGGCCACUUCCGCAAGGAGCGCAUCGAGGGCCUGCGCAAGCGGCGCCGGCUGCUGAGCAUCAUCGUGGUGCUGGUGGUGACCUUCGCGCUCUGCUGGAUGCCCUACCACCUGGUGAAGACGCUCUACACGCUGGGCAACCUGCUGCACUGGCCCUGCGGCUUCGACCUCUUCCUCAUGAACGUCUUCCCCUACUGCACCUGCAUCAGCUACGUCAACAGCUGCCUCAACCCCUUCCUCUACGCCUUCUUCGACCCCCGCUUCCGCCAGGCCUGCACCUCCAUGCUCUGCUGUGGCCACAGCAGGUGUGGGGGCGCCUCCCACAGCAGCAGUGGGGAGAAGUCGGCCAGCUACUCCUCCGGGCACAGCCAGGGGCUCGGCCCCAACCCCGGGAAGGGCGGAGAGCAGACCCAGGAGAAAUCCAUCCCCUACAGCCAAGAGACCCUUGUGGUUGACUAG